AUUCUGUACUUGCCCAGGUGUAACAGUGCACAGAUUGGAUAACAGCUGGCCUCUGCUAACAGCUGGACCCAACAUCUGUCUGUGAUGCUCAGACUUAUUUUGUUCUUGCAGGCAGGACAUCAUCUCGUGGCAGCUCCCCAUGGCUCUUUCCACUUGCUCCGGACGAGAUGAGGGUUAUAAGCUGGUCGUCCGGGACCGUUUUGAGGCAGGGAUGAGGGAGCUGGUGUGUUUCACCCAACACCUACUCGAAGCUGAGGCAGAUCCGAAUGCACACGAGAAAAUCCGGGAACGAAUCGAGGCAGCUUCCCGAGAGAUGUCAGCAGCAGAAGAGGAUCUGGGAAGGCAGCUGGAGAUGGUAGAUGCCACAACCCAGGAGCUAGUAGUGAAGAAGAAAAGCCUGCAAGACGAGCAAGAGGAAAAGAAAGAGAACCUCAAGCGCUUAAGGAUCCAGCUGGACUCCUGCCGCGGGUCGGAAAGAGAGGCCAGAGAGAUGCUGGAAAGGGCCAACAGGCAACUUGGAGAAAUGCAGGCCGAGCUGCAGAGACAACGAGAGGAAGCAGAGCGCAACCGACUGCAACGAGAUAUCGGCAUCGGGCUGAUGUUUAUUCCUUUCCUGGGGACAAUUGCUGGCUCCGUCUUGGUCGGCUGUGGGCAGGUAGCUUUAGAUGCUGCUGAAAAAGCCGCACAUGAGGCCCAAGAUGCUGUUAAUCGACACACAAACGAAGCGUCCAGGUACUCAGCAGAAGUCUGCAGGUAUGAAGAGCAGGAGCGGCAGGUGGAGGCCGAGAUCGCGGCCAACGAGCCACGACUGGCUCAGAUCGAUGCAGAGCAACGGGCAUUGGCCGUGUUACAGGAGGAGAUUGUCACCCUGCAGGACGGGCUGAGGAAAUGUGUUACCUUCAUGAACGGGCUAGCAGGGAAGGUCUGCGUGGCUAAGAGGCUCACCGAGGACCUGCUGAUCUACGAGGAGCUGGCCAACAUCCUCGGAGAGGUCGUUCAGCACAUGCUACCCACAAUGAGCCCGGGAGGUGAGGCUGGCACGAGAUUCCUGGCCGCGGGAGAACUCCAGGGCCUCAUUGAGAAGUUAAAGUCGGGCGGUUGCAGCCUCAGAGCCCUGGCAGACGCCGAGGCAGCAGCAAUUGACUAUUAGGG
This is a messenger RNA of Mauremys mutica (yellowpond turtle), 1152 nucleotides long. RefSeq lists its product as uncharacterized. NCBI's taxonomy places the organism in Eukaryota, Metazoa, Chordata, Testudines, Geoemydidae. Bases 140 to 1150 code for a protein of 336 amino acids. The transcript is spliced from 2 exons. The record is from RefSeq and is a predicted model, not a curated record.